Molecule: messenger RNA, 1617 nt
Organism: Populus trichocarpa (black cottonwood)
Lineage: Eukaryota; Viridiplantae; Streptophyta; Magnoliopsida; Malpighiales; Salicaceae
Exons: 2
Coding region: 44-637 (197 amino acids)
Source: RefSeq, a predicted model, not a curated record
GUCUAAACGACAGGUUUUUAGCAAAUCCUUAAAACCCUAAAACAUGAAGACAGUGACCGGCAAAAUCACAGAUUCAACUCCGGUGACAAUCGCCAAAGCGGCCUCUAUACUGUCCAAGUUCGUCUCCACCGACACCGGCGCAUCCCAGGCCUUAAACGCUUAUCUUCGUCGCGCCACCGCAGCUUUCGAUGAGUUGGCACGCCUUCAUUCAAAAUCCGAUCGCAGGAAACACAAAAGGGAUUCAGCUCAGACUCAGAGAGUGGAGGUUAGUCAAUCCGGGCUAGUGAAUAAUAACGAGCAGAGAUUGAAAAAGGAGGUCAAGGAAGAGGGUAAUGCGGCAGAGGAGGAGACAGAGAGGAAGAGGAAGAGGAGGAAGAGGAAGGGUGAUUUGGAAGAGGAAACCGAGAGAAGCAAUGAAGUAAAGAAGGAAAGGACAGAGUUUGAAGAGAACGAGGGUAAAGUGGUGGGCCGAGUUGAAAUCAAAGUAGAAGAGGAAAUGAAAAAGAAGAAGAAGAAGAAGAAGAGGAAGAGUGGAGAAGUAGAGGUAGAGGUGGAGGUGGAGGAGAAGGAAGGGAAGGAUGGAUUGAAAGAUGAGGGCCAAAGGAAAAAGAAGAAGAGGAGAAAACAUGAGGAUUGAAAUUGAGUGAAAAAAGAGUUUGCGUUUUUGUUCUUCGAUAAGUGCGUAUUUUAGUGAUUGGUGGCAUUGAGAUUUACCAAUUUCCAGCUAUAUCCAUGCGCUUUGAAAUCUACAUAAUUCAGUUGUCGUUGAACUUCAUAGAUUGCUUGGAAAAUUUAGCAUUUUUAGAAGUGAUUAUAAUUCUUAAAGCAUAAACGACAAUGCUGAGCAUCAUACUGAAGCUGAUAUUGCCUGAUGGCUUGUGCAUGCUGUUAAAAGCAGACCCUGUAUAAUUCUAAAACUAGCCAGGUGUGGUGAGAUCGGCAUCAGCAGCUGAGUCACCCUUGCUGGGUCAACUCAUUGAACAUGGCGGUGCAUUUUCUUUGCCCAUCUGGGUGGGCUAUACACGUUUCCAGUUAGUUGAGUGGUGAGUUUUCCUUUUUCAGAAAAAAAAAAAGAAGUUCUUGCGGUCCUGUUCCUGGGUUCUUAUGAUUGUUAUUGCUUUGCUUUUGGAUUUUUUGCAAUCUAACUUUGACUCUCUAUUCUUUUGUUAAAUUGAGUUGAUUAGAGUGCAUUAUCCUUCUAAGGAAAUUGAGUAAUUUAGCUAACUACUCUAUGCUUCAGCCUUAUCUUCUUUGAUUUAUGUUUGGUUGCUGAGACCAACGAGGAAACGAAAACUGAAGUUCAAUGCUUUCUUAAAAGAAAUGUAAGACGGUGCCCUGCUUUGUUUCAAUGGUUUUGUGCCAGUAUUAGAGAUGUUGACAGUGAACGUGCUGCUCAACAGGAUUGCAGCAAUGGAAUUAGUUUGACACUAUGGGGAUAAAUCAGGUUUUGAAUCUUGGAAGGGACUUGCUUGGGGUAUAGAGAGUUACUGGUCUAUUGCCUAGUGAUCUGCCGCCGGCCACACUAUCUUUUAAAAGAAAUUGUAAAAUUUAAGAGUGAGGAGAAUUUUUUUUUGAUAUUAUCAGCUCUUUGUUUGAUUAAAGUUUUCAUUUAAGUUG